CCUCAGUGGCGUCACAAAGCGUGCGGCGGCGGAUUUCCCGUCGUGCCUCGGGGCUCCCGGUCGCUCCACUCCAGCAGGAGAGACGCGCCUGGGAGUCUCCGGUGUCCUGCGCUCCCGGUGCCCAGGCCACGGUGUCCCUCCCUCCCCGGGAACAUGCCGCGCCGCCCUCCGCAGUGAUCCCCGGACAGAGGCAAUGACAGCGGCUCCGGUAUCCCCGCGGGAGAUCAGGGAGAGGCUGAUGCAGGCCAUCGAUAAGCACAGCAAUAUUCUUAACAUGGUGGCUGUGUUAGAAGUGAUCUCCAGCUUGGAGAAGUUUCCUAUUACCAAAGAGGCACUGGAGGAAACAAGAUUAGGAAAAUUAAUCAAUGAUGUUCGGAAAAAGACCAGCAACGAGGAUCUUGCCAAGCGUGCAAAGAAACUGCUGCGUAGCUGGCAAAAGCUCAUCGAGCCCGUACAACAGAAUGAGCAAUCUGCUAGGGGCACUCCAAAUCCACCUGGUUCUGCCAAUGGAGGCGGCACCCACAACUGUAAGGGAGAGACUACCCCAACUGUACUGUUGAGUGGAAAACCUGUUCAGGACUUCAAAGUCCGGAAUGAUAUCCAGAAGGCACAUUCUCCCAAGACUGAAAAGUUGGUUAACAGAAAGAGGAAGGGAGAUGUUCGAGAAGGUACCCAGGGGCCAGCUAACAAAGUGGCCAAACCUAGUCAUGAGCUGUUUCCAAACUCCUCACCUCUACCUACAAAUGGAAUUGGUGGAAGUCCCCCUGAAAGUUUGCCUGGUGCACUUGAUGGCAGCUUACAGACUAACCGCCUGGAGACUGAGAAUGAUAAGCAUAGCAAGAUCCCUGUAAAUGCUGUCCGGCCUCACACCAACUCCCCUGGACUUGUAAAACACCCAAGCACUUCCUCUUUGUUGAAAGCGGCCGUCCUGCAGCAGCACAGUGUAGCGCUAGAAGAUGCCCAUUCUCAUCAGCCACGUAGUCCCCGCUGUUCCUCUUUCAGCCCUCGUGGCACUAGAGCAGAGCUAGUGGCACGGCAGCACACCACAUAUGCACCAAAGGGUUCUGCGCCCAGCCCCUCUCAAAGGCUGCCUGGUGUGGACACUGCACAUGCACCCUCUUAUCAAUCCCCUGGGCACCCUGCUACACCUCCUGCCAUAGCAAAAAGACUUGAAUCUCCCAAAAGCGAAAUGGCAAACUCUUCACCUCACAGAUCAGUGGAGCAGCCACUCCCUGCUGACUGGCACCACCAGCAGUCUCCCAGGAUAACACAACAGCACACGUCAAGGAGCAGUCAGCCGUAUAUAGACCCUCAAACACCACACAGUGGCUUUUCACCAGAGCCCUCCAAAAUGGACAGCGAUGAUGCUACAUCUGGCUCAGAUAGUCGAAAGAAAAAGAAAUCCCGUAAUCGGGGUGAGCAAGAAGGGUAUUGUACAGAUGGGACUAGCAAACAGACACGAGUAAAAAAGGAUCGGAAGUUAAAAUUUGAUUUCAUGACUGGGCAAAUAAAACCCUUGACACACAAAGAUCCAGCUCAGAAUGAAAGUUCAGCCCCCUCAGAACAGCACAGAACUGAGACCGACAAACAGGACCCCAAACUCUGUCUGCCAAGUCCUUUUGAGCAGACAAACUGGAAGGAAUUGUCUCGAAAUGAGAUCAUCCAGUCCUAUCUCAAUCGGCAGAGCAGCUUGUUGUCUUCCUCUGGUGUACAGACGCAGAGUGCACAUUACUAUAUGUCUGAAUAUUUAAAACAGGAGGCAUGCACUAAGCGAGAAGCUAGAAAAACUCAUGUUUUAGUGCCACUUGCCCUCCCUAGUGAUCUGCCUGGAAAAAACAGGGAAGUAACUAGUGCGGACGUAGAAAGACUACAUGAUCAACAUUGGCCUGGUGUCAAUGGCUGUCACGAUACACAGGGCAAUUGGUAUGAUUGGACGCAGUGCAUCUCCUUGGAUCCACAUGGUGAUGAUGGUAGAUUAAACAUCUUGCCUUAUGUCUGCCUCGACUGAGCACCUGUCCCAAAUCUUUCUCAUAUCUGCGGUUGUCACUGCAAACCAUGGGUCGCUUGGCGACCACUGCUCAACAUGGAAGAUUUAAGUGAGAGAGGAGUUCCCUGUUUCAAGGGAUGUGGAGGGUGGGGUAGUAGAGCACCUGGAAGAGGAGAAGCUUUGUGUCCACUACAUCCUGGGAAUUGCCUUUCCCUGCCGGAGCUCCCCCAUGAGUCUGCCGCACCCGUUCUUUUCUGCUAAAUGCUGCUACCGGUUUACUAAAAGGAUUAAAGAAGAGGGUCAUGAAAUGCAAUCGAAGGGUGUGCAAAGGGGGGCUAAGUUUGGAGUUUUGAAACUCCUAUAGCUUGGCUGUAUAGUUGGCUGUAAUAAAAGAAAAAAAAAUCUGUGAAAAAUUCAAGUGUUAAGUUCAAAUCUACCCUUUCAAAUGCAAAAAAGUGGAUUUUCCGGUAUCUGAUAAAGGGCUGGAAUAAAAAAAAUUUAUAUAUACACAUAUAUAUAUAUAUGUGACAGGUACCUAAAACUUAUGUGAAAGAGGAUUUAAUUAAGUUGAGAGUAAGUUACCAUAACAGAGUAUGCAUUUAUUUAUUUGAAUUUUUCCUUUGUUUUUUUCCUUUUUAGAUUUUAUUUCCACUUAAAAAAAAAAAAAAAUAAUUUGACAGUAAACGUCUCAAGUAGAGGCGCACAUUGAAGUGUGCGAUUCCAAGCAUCACAACUGGUCCCUGUGUCAUGGGCAGGGGAAGAGUCUUAAAAUCAUUCAUUCCCUCCUCCCCGCUACGUUUUACCUUUUUCCUGUAAAGAUGAUUUGAGUUAACAUCCCACAAGCCUCUGUAAUUGUGAGAAACCGAUCCCAAAGCUGCUGCUAACCACUGUGUUCAGAAUCCCAAUACUGAAUUGGAUUUGGUAUUGACUCGUCUUUUUAAAAAGCACAUUUUAUUACUUUAUUUUCAUUGAUUUCAGGUCCUAUCCCGUCACGUCAGUUCUUCAAAUGACCCUCACCUCCAAAACUUCAAGGUGAUGGAUGGUGCUACUAGCUUCUAAAUUAUCCAGACACAAUACAGAGAGGGCCGGCUUGUAUGCUGGGAAGAUAAAAACCACACACUCUUAAACAUACUUGCUAUCAUUCCUUUAGAUGUAACCUGCCUUACGGGAUCUCCAUGAUAAAAACGUGAUCUUUUUUCUUUUCUUUUUUUUUUUUUUUUUUCUUUUUGCAAAAAAUAAAACAAAAAGAAAAGAAACAAAAGCCUUAGUUGAAUGUACAGUAAGACUUCUGUAUUUCUGAUAUGCAGAAGAGGGCAACUUUGCUAACUUUGGUCCUAUCAGUGGACAAAUUGUGAUAUAAAUGUGGAAACCAUAAUAAAAAAAAUACAAAUUGUG
This is a messenger RNA of Bufo bufo (common toad), 3382 nucleotides long. It is a transcript of the gene MED26, whose product is annotated as mediator complex subunit 26. The transcript is spliced from 3 exons. Gene Ontology annotation, molecular function: transcription coregulator activity. Gene Ontology annotation, cellular component: mediator complex; nucleus; core mediator complex. Lineage: Eukaryota; Metazoa; Chordata; Amphibia; Anura; Bufonidae. Gene Ontology annotation, biological process: positive regulation of gene expression; regulation of transcription by RNA polymerase II. The record is from RefSeq and is a predicted model, not a curated record. Bases 194 to 2008 code for a protein of 604 amino acids.